CGUAAAAUGGAAAACACCGUUGAUGCUAAACGUCUCCAACUUUCAUUUCCGUUAAGGUCCGGCGUCGAAACCCAUCAAAGCUUAGAAACGUAUGGGUUAUACAAAGAUACGCCGUUAGUGUGCAUGCCCUUUUCAGGAUCUAAACCUCCGUUUUCAAAUCUCACGGUGACGGAGCCCUUUAACGGACCUGACACGUUCGAUAUCUCUUCUCUUUUCUCUCCUGACCCAAAACCCGUACCCGCAAGUCAGCGUCGGGUUAUGGAUGAUUCCAUCGCGGCCAUAGUGGGUGAAAACGUACUGUUCGGUAGUAACAACAUAAAAGUCUCCGAGCAGCACUUCGCGGCGACGGAGACCGAAGACGGCGUGAAGCGGUGGAGGAAGAUGCCGGAGAAGAACGGAGGGUUCAGAGGAGUGAGAAAACGUCCGUGGGGAAGGUGGUCCGCGGAGAUAAGAGACAGGAUAGGGCGGUGCAGACACUGGUUAGGCACGUUCGACACGGCGGAAGAGGCUGCACGUGCGUAUGACGCGGCGGCGAUGAGGCUUAGAGGGACCAAAGCCAAGACUAACUUCGUGGUUCAUCCGGUCUUUCCGGAGGAGAUUGCUGAGACUCAGUCCUCAACAACGGAGGAGGAUAGGAGGAGGAAGAAGAAGAAGAGGGUGAAUGUGAGGAAGUGUGUUAAAGUCACAUCAGUUGAACAACUGUUCAGUGAUACCACUAGGAACUUAACUUCGUCUAGUAAUGAUGGAAAUGUGAUUUGUCCUUUUAACAAUCUUAAAAAAUGGGCUUAG
Molecule: messenger RNA, 789 nt
Organism: Raphanus sativus (radish)
Lineage: Eukaryota; Viridiplantae; Streptophyta; Magnoliopsida; Brassicales; Brassicaceae
Product: ethylene-responsive transcription factor ERF084
Exons: 1
Coding region: 7-789 (260 amino acids)
Biological process (GO): regulation of DNA-templated transcription
Molecular function (GO): DNA binding; DNA-binding transcription factor activity
Source: RefSeq, a predicted model, not a curated record